CGGCAGCACAGUUCGUACCUGUGCGACUGCUAUCCGCCUGGAGGUGCUCGAACGAUUUGUGUGACCGGGUAGCGGCUGGGGAGGUUGCGCAAGAUCUUUGUCGUGCUGAGCAGGCGACUGGGGGAAAUGGUCCGAAGUUUUAAGUGCAGAUCUGACUUUCCAGAUGCCUCGGGAGCCGCAACGAAUGUGACAAGUAGCGUGCAAGGCGAACGUGAGGGCCUCCGCUGCCGUCAGGGACAAGGACAGGAGAUUAAGAAAGGAGGGAGGGAGACCAGGACGAGGGGCAGUAAGCUGAAAGCUGGGACGGGUGUUUCAAUGGAUGAACUCUGAAUACUUGCGCAAUGAGCGAGGAGGGGAACGAUGAGCCAUUUAACAGCAGACGGCGGUUUUAUAUAUCAGGCGAGAGCGAAUGCUAAGCAAUGCAAAGCAAUGCUCUCAAAUGGGGUUGUUAGUCCAUUU
Messenger RNA from Hyaloscypha bicolor E, 459 nucleotides. RefSeq lists its product as uncharacterized. The transcript has a single exon. Lineage: Eukaryota; Fungi; Ascomycota; Leotiomycetes; Helotiales; Hyaloscyphaceae. The coding region runs from base 127 to 330 and encodes 67 amino acids. The record is from RefSeq and is a predicted model, not a curated record.